This is a messenger RNA of Closterium sp. NIES-67, 6252 nucleotides long. NCBI's taxonomy places the organism in Eukaryota, Viridiplantae, Streptophyta, Zygnematophyceae, Desmidiales, Closteriaceae. The record is from the annotation of a GenBank genome assembly.
CUCCGUUCCAUUCUGACUCUGCUCCGUUUCCUUGCUCUCUUUCUCACCUCCUCGCCUCACCCCACGUCCCACGCCGUCCGUCCACACCGUGUUUGGCGUCCACUGGUGUCCACUAACAGUCUACCUCACACUCCCUUCCUGUUUCGACCAUCCCACAACACGCGUCCCCUAUCACGCGGCUUUCGGCCCGAAUGCCUGGGGAACUGCUAGUAGUAGUAGUAGUGGUGGUGGUCCGAGUAAUUAUGAUGGGAGCGCGAUCACAUCACUAGUAGUCCCUGUCUGACGGUCCGUCCGGUCAUCACAGUAGUUACGGCUUUCAUCUCUCAGUCUCUCUAUCUCUCUCUUUCUCCCUCCCCUUCUUGGUCUCUCUCUCUCUCUCUGUCUAAGCUACUGACUUGUCCCCUUGAGAUCUUCAGCCGCCGAUUCGCUCCUUCUAGGCAAGAAAUGCAUCUAGUCAUCGUGACCUGCUCACUAGUACUAACAGUCGGCCUGAGAACCUAGUGAAUAAGCAUUGCUUAUGCGAAUCGUGGACUCGACUAACUACUGCUAAUAAGCAUUGCCUUGAUUUUCACGAUUCGGAAUCGUCGGCCGUGGAUUAACUACUGCUAAUCGCUACUAAAUUCUCCAGCAUUCGUGUCGUCUCCUUCCUCCGUGUUACGUCCUUCCGUUUCGACGAUGUACGGCUCUCGUGGCGAUAAUUUCACGAGGUUUCGUAUCAGCGAAAGCGGCAGUAACCCGUCGCCGGCGCUUCUUUCGCUCCCCGCGUGCGAGAUCUGCAGCGACGUCGUCGGCGUUUCGUCGGACGGGCGACGGCCAUUCGUCGCAUGCUCUCGCUGCGACCUUUCCUUCCCCGUCUGCCGCGCGUGCUUCGAAUUCGAGAGGAAGGAAGGCAGCAACGCGUGCCUAAACUGCCAUCUUCCCUACAGCGACGAUUGUAACGAAAUGCGCGAAUGUAACAGUGAUUCGCAGUCGGUACCCGAGACGACCGUUUUCGCCCCGGGACGGCACCUACGGAAUGACGUGCAUGGAGUUGCGAGUGUGGAAUCGUGGGUUGAUCAUGGGGUGAGGUCAAACGGUGUUGCUGCUGCUACAGCUGAUUCUGGGGCUGCUGCUUCUGUCGCUGAGACUGAGGGGAGCGACGAGAGCGAGGGAGAGGAGGCGCUUUACCGCUGGCAGAUGGAGCAGCAGCAGCAGCAGCAACGACAGCAGCAACAGCAGCAGCAGCAACAGCACCACCACCACCACCACCAGCACCAGCAGCAGCACCACCACCAGCAGCAGACGCCACCACAGCAGCGGUCAAAUCCCUUAGCCUCUUACAGGCAACCGCAUUCCUUCUCGUUAUCUCCUCGUAGUGACCCUCCAGCAGUUAUUCCCAUCACUCCUCCCAUCCCUCCCCUUCCUCCCACCUCUCCCUGUGACCCUUCCACCCCCACAAUCCAACCCACGCAAUCUUCCUCCUCCUCCUCCUCCUCCGCCUCAUCCUUCCCUAACCCUCACUCCCUCCCCUUCUCCCCUUCCCUCUCCCCCUCUCCCUCCCCCUCCCUUUCCCGCUCCCCGUGGGCGCAAGCCCACUCCCCCUGCACCCCUCUUCCGCCUUCCCCCUACAUGCUCCCCGGAGUGUCCUCCCCCUCACCCCCUUACGCCUCCCCCAACCUAUCCCUGGUGCAUCUUCCCCCCCCCGCUGUUCCCAGUACCUUACCUCACGCCUCACCUGCUGCUGCUGCUCCCACUGUUUCUGCAAGCACUCGUGCAGUUCCCCCCAUGGCUGCUGCUGCUGCUGCCCUUCCUCCCCCUCUCGACCUGUCGGGGAGGAUAGGGUUACCAGCAGCUGCAGUAACCCCUCUAGGCAACCUCUUAAAGCCGCUGACACGGGAGCAGCAGUGGCUGCUGUGGCAGAAGGAGCAGGAGAGGCGGGCGAAGGAAGCAGCAGGAGUGCGGGCUUUAAGCCCUGGUAAGGACCAGACGGCAUAUGGGUAUGGAAGUGUGGUGUGGAAGGGGAUAGGGGGGAGAGGAAGUGGAGGGAGGGGGAGAGACGCCACUUCAGCGGCUGCUUCUGCUGCUGCUGCUGCUGCUCCUGCUGGUGCUGGUGGUGCUGGUGCUGUUACUGCUGAUGGCAACGCUGCUGUGCCAAUUCCCAUGCCUCUGCCUCUCCCACCUCUCCCAUCCACCUCCCCAGUGUCCGAUUCUCCUGCUUGUGAUUCCGCACGACAAAAAGCAGUCGCGCCUUACCGCUCAAACCUCGCCCUGCAACCAGCCCAUGCAGGGCAGAAGAGGCUCAUGGCUGUUGGUGAGGCAUGCUAUAACGGGCACAGCAACGGCCGCAGUGGAAACUGUGAAGGGGCGGAGGAGGAGACGGAGGAGCCGGAGGGGGGAGAUGUUCCAAGAGCGGAUGAAUCCCGGCAACCGCUUUCCCAGAAGCUUCGCCUACCAGCCUCUCUCGUGAACCCGUACCGACUCGUUAUAAUCCUCCGCCUUAUAGUCACGAUCCUGUUCCUGCGCUGGCGAAUCCUCAACCCCAACACCCGCUCCAUCCCCCUAUGGGCAGCCUCAGUAACAUGUGAGAUCUGGUUCUUUCUUUCCUGGAUCUUUGACCAGUUUCCAAAAUGGACUCCAGUCAGGCGAAGAACCUUCCCGGGCAGGCUUUCGGUCAGAUAUGAAAACUCCUCUGCUGGUGUUUCCCAUCUCGCACCGGUGGAUGUUUUUGUCUCUACUGGAGACCCUAGAUCGGAGCCUCCACUAACCACAGCCAACACUCUCCUUUCCAUACUCGCUAUGGAGUACCCCACUGACCGCGUAUCGUGCUAUCUGGCUGACGAGGGCGCUUCCCUGCUGACCUUCCAAAUGGUGGGGCUAGUUGCGGAGUUCGCCCGGCUCUGGGUGCCUUUCUGUAAGAAAUACAGCAUUGAGCCCAGAGCCCCUGAGGUUUAUUUCAAACAGAAGGCAUUCCCGGGUGGAGGCGGGAGGGGAGGAAAAGGAGGAGGAGCAGGAGGAGGAGGAGGAGGAGGAGGAGGAGGAGGAGGAGGAGGAGGAGGAGGAGGAGGAGGAGGAGGAGGAGGAGGAGGAGGAGGAGGAGGAGGAGGAGGAGGGGAAACGUCUAGUGUGUGGAAAAGGGGUGCUGGAAGUGGAACUGCUAAUGGUGGCGCUCGUGCGUGUGAUGCUGGUGGUGGAUACAACGGCUGUGGGUCCUCCGAGGACGGUUGGUCUCUUAGCAGCAAGGACAGCGAGGGGCCAGCAGCAGCAGCAGCAGCAACAACAGCAGGAGAAAGAGGAGAAGCAGCAGCAGAACGCUCUUGGGCGGACACCCCGAGCGGAGGGUGGGGCUGCUCCUCCCGCCACACCUGCAGCAUCGGCAGCAGCAGCAGCAGCAGAACCAGCUACCUAGCCUCCCAAACCGACCCCUCGUUCCUCACUGACCGCCGCACGGUGAAAUCUGCUUGGGAGGGGGUGAAGAUGCGGCUCAACCAGCUAACCGCAAAGUGGGAGGAAGGGCUGGAGGCAGGCGAGUGGAGCAUGGAUGACGGCAUGGCGUGGCCGGGGAGCCGGAGCAGGGACCACCCUGGUUUGGUGCAGGUGCUGCUGGGGCCGAAUGGUGGUGUCGCUGCUGCUGCUGCUGCUGCUGGCACUGGCGCUGGCGCUGGUGCUGGUGCUGCUUUUGCUGCUGCUGAUGGAACUGAGAAGGGAGUUGAGCAGGGGAUGGAGAAGAGAGCCGAGAAGGGCACUGCUGAAAGGGGCAUGGAGCAGGGCAGCGAGCUGCCGCGGCUGGUGUACGUGUCUCGGGAGAGGCGCCCGGGAUUCAACGACCACGGCAAGCCCGGGGCGCUGAACUCCCUCCUCCGCGUAUCCGCUGUACUCACCAACGCCCCGUUCGUCCUCGCUCUGGACUCCGACCACUAUCUCAAUAACGCAGAGGCUCUUAGAGAGGCCAUGUGCUUUCUCAUGGAUGGGGCGGGGACAGCAGCGGCCACAGGGGGAGCGGACGUGGGGGCACCGGCAGGGGUGGGCGGGGGGCCGGGGGCUGGGUUGGGGGUGGGAGUGGGGAGCAAGUGCUGCUUUGUGCAGUUUCCUCAGCGGCUUGACGGCGUGGAUGCGAGCGACCGAUACGCCAACCACAAUACCAUCUUCUAUGAUGUGGACAUGCCUGGGCUGGACGGCGUUCAAGGCCCCAUUCUCCUCGGCUCAGGCUGUUGCUUCCGUAGGCAAGCACUCUACGGAUCCAAGCCCCCUGGUGCCACCAGCGGUCGUGAUACUGACUCAACCACCCGCAGCAGCAGCAGGAAGAGCAGAAGGAGCACUGGCACCAGCAGCCGAGGCAGAAGAAGGAGCAGCAGCAGCAUCAGCAGCACUGGCACCCGUAGCACCCCCGCAAGCAGCAGUACUAGAAGCACAGGCAUUACCAGCAGCAGCAGCACUAGCACCGCCGCGCCCAUCCCUCCCUCCUCGUCCUGGUUCUGCUGGGGCCGGGGAAAGAUACAGCAGGACGAAGGGGGCAAGGCAGUGGCAGGAGUAAGCACGGCAGCUGGUGGUGCUGCUGGUGCAGGUGCGGCAGGCGCAGCAGCAGCAGCGACAACUGGUGGUGUCGGUGGUGUUGGUGGUGGGGAGGUGGUGAUGGAUAUCGAGAGGUACACACGCGUGGAUACAAUGCGCAGGAGGGGCGGGGCAACAGCUGCUAUUAUCCCUGCCGCUGCUGCUGCUGGUGCUUCCAGCUCCCCAUUGCAUUUCUUAGGCUGCACACCCACGGCCGCGUGCAGUAGGGAGGACAGAGCCGACACAGCGGCCUCAGAAACCUCUGCAGAGGAUACGGAGGCCACUCCUCUCGUGGCGAUGAAGCGGUAUGAGCGCCGGUUCGGCAAGUCCCCUCUGCUCAUCCUUUCCGCCUUCCAUGACUCCCGGUUCAGCCCUGGGGAGCGAGGGAGUACCGCACGACCAGCAGCACAGACAGCAGCAGGAGCAGGAGCAGGAGCACCAGGAGCAGCAGCAGCAGCAGCGGUAGGAAAAGCAGAAGCAGGAGGAGGCUCUUCAGGGCGGUGGCACGGUGCCGCUCUAGUGAGCCAGGGCACUCUCCUCAAGGAAGCCAUCCGAGUGCUCUCCUGCGGGUACGAGGACCGCACCGACUGGGGCCGGCACGUCGGCUGGCUCUACGGCUCCCUCCACUCCUCCUCCCUCCUCACAGGCCUCCUCAUGCACUCCCGGGGCUGGCGCUCCGUGUACUGCUCCCCUCCCCGCGCCGCCUUCGUCGGCUCCUCCUCAGUCCCCACUCUCAACCUGUCUAACCGCUUGCAUCAGGUGCUGCUGUCCGCUGUCGGCUCGAUGGAGAUUUUCCUCUCCUCCCGCUGUCCCGUCUGGUUCGGCUGGCGCCACGGCCGCAUGAAGCUGCUGCAGAGAGUCGCGUACAUUCACGCAGUGCUUGGUCCCUUCACGGCCGUUCCUCUCCUGGUUUACUGUGCUCUUCCUGCCAUGUGCCUCCUGGCGGACUCCUUUAUUCUCCCCCGGAUAACCACCACUGCGGUGCUUUACAUCUUGUCCCUCGUGGCUGUUGUCAUGGCUACUAGUAUCCUCGAGGUGCGGUGGAGCGGAGUUACCUUGACCGAGCAGUGGAGGCACGAACAGUUCUGGGUGAUUAGCGGCAUAUCGGCGCAUCUCUUUGCUGUUGCGCAAGGGUUUCUCAAGGUGGUUGUCGGGAUCGACACUAGCAUCGCAGUUAAAGAGAAGCCCGAUGCUGCUGCUGAUGAUGAUGAUGACACUGCUCGGGGGUAUUCGGAGCUUCAUAUCUUCAAGUGGACAUGGCUCCUCCUGCCGCCUGCUUUUCUAGCUGGUUUGAAUGCAGCAGGAAUUGUUGUUGGGAUCUUCCAGGGUCUCGGUGGUGGGGUGAGUGCAUGGGGGAUGAUGCUUGCGAGGGUGGCAUUUGCACUUUGGGUUAUCAUGCACCUAUACCCUUUCAUCAAGGGUUUCUUUGGGAGGGAAAACCGGCUGCCUACUCUGGUUUUGGUAUGGGGCGUCCUGCUGUCGUCGGUGCUCACGCUGCUGUGGGUGAACCUUGAUCCUUUCGGGGAUCAUCUCAAGGGACCUGACCCCGUUCUCUGCGGUAUUCGCUGCUAAGAUCGCUCUCUAGUUGUGCUUAAUAACGAUCCUUGGGGCUUGGGGGUGACAUCCCUGCAUAGUGAGCAUAAUAACUGCUAAACGAAUAUUUUGUUCCCAUAUUUGUUUUUAUUGCCUAGAUUGAAGGAAUUGAAGUUGGACUGAGAAAUUGGA